Dipodomys ordii (Ord's kangaroo rat) is the source of this 4560-nucleotide messenger RNA. RefSeq names its product SR-related CTD-associated factor 1 (gene Scaf1). The coding region runs from base 434 to 4327 and encodes 1297 amino acids. The transcript has 11 exons. NCBI's taxonomy places the organism in Eukaryota, Metazoa, Chordata, Mammalia, Rodentia, Heteromyidae. The record is from RefSeq and is a predicted model, not a curated record. Gene Ontology annotation, molecular function: RNA polymerase II C-terminal domain binding.
UCUAAGAAUUUGGAGAUUGGAUAUUGUUUUCAGAGUAGCAGAUUUAAUAGCAGUGGAACAUUCCAGCUGUACUGUUCGUAUUUUCUGAAGCCCUAAUCAAGAUGUUCGCCAGCCUGAAGAUUCCUGAUUGGGCACUGAAAUCCAAGAAUUUCCGAGGCUUUGACCAUGCUUACACAGCACAGGCAUUUGGGUGAUUGGCAAGUGCCCCGUUGGGUUGGUGGCAACUGUAUGCCUUUCUGAAGUUUAGCCUUUUCCUUUUAAAAGUGGCCUACUGGACUUGCAGGUUUCUCUGUCAUGAUUCCAUCUUGUGCAUGUAAAUAACAAUUCCUCGGUCCUUCACCAUUGAGGACGAUGGAUGCUCUAUGAAGCUGUGUGGUAGCUGACAUUCUGUGCCAUCAGCACACUGGCACCUACCUCUUUGGGAAAGGUGACCAUGGAGGAAGAAGAUGAGUCUCGAGGGAAGACGGAGGAGUCAGGCGAGGAUCGUGGUGGUGAUGGCCCGCCUGACAGAGACCCUACACUUUCUCCUUCUGCCUUUAUCCUGCGAGCCAUUCAGCAGGCUGUGCGAAGCUCCCUCCAGGGGGAUCUGCCAAGUGAUAAAGAUGGCUCGCGGUGUCACGGCCUUCCGUGGAGGCGCUGCCGGAGUCCACGGUCAGAAUCCCGGCCUCAGGAGUCAGGGGGCACGGACACGGCCACUGUGUUGGACAUGGCCACAGACAGUUUCCUUGCGGGACUGGUGAGCAUCCUGGACCCCCCAGAUACCUGGGUUCCCAGCCGCCUGGACCUGCGGCCUGGCGAAAGCGAAGAUAUGCUGGAGCUGGUGGCUGAGGUCCGAAUUGGGGACAGAGACCCCAUCCCUCUCCCUGUGCCCAGCCUGCUGCCCCGUCUCAGGGCCUGGAGGACAGGCAAAACGGUUUCUCCACAGUCCCACUCUUCUCCACCCGCCUGUGCCCACCACCUCCUAACCUUGGGCACUGGGGAUGGGGGCCCCGCCCCCCCACCUGCCCCCUCCUCUGCCUCCUCCUCUCCUUCUCCUUCCCCUUCCUCAUCUCCCUCUCCUCCUCCUCCCCCACCUCCCCCUGCGCCCCCAGCCCCGCCUGCCCCCCGAUUUGACAUCUAUGACCCUUUCCACCCCACCGAUGAGGCCUACUCCCCACCGCCGGCUCCUGAGCAAAAGUAUGACCCCUUUGAGCCUACCGGCUCCAACCCCAGUUCGUCCGCGGGGACCCCUUCACCGGAGGAAGAGGAGGAGGAAGAGGAGGAGGAGGAGGAAGAGGAGGAGGAGGAGGAAGAGGAAGGUCUGUCGCAGAGCAUCAGCCGCAUCUCAGAGACCCUGGCUGGCAUCUACGAUGACAACAGUCUGAGCCAGGACUUCCCAGGUGACGAGAGCCCCCGCCCCGAACCCCCGCCUCCGGCCGCGGGGCCCGGGACUCCGCCCCAGGCGGACUCCACUCGCGCGGAGGGAGCCACGCGGAGGCGCGUCUUCGUGGUGGGCGCCGAGGCCGAGGCGUGCCGGGAAGGCAAGGUCUCCGUGGAGGUGGUGACGGCCGGGGCCGCGCUGCCUCCGGCCCUGCUGCCCCCCGCGGACUCGGAGAUCGAGGAGGGGGAGAUCGUGCAGCCCGAGGAGGAGCCCAGGCUGGCGCUGCCCCUGUUCCGCGGCGGGCGGCCGGCCCGGCCUCCGCCGGCUCCCGCGGCCACAGCCGCACCCGCCCCGCCGCCGCCUCCGCCUGCUGCCGCUGCCGCCGCUGCUGCCGCCGCCCGAGCCCCGGAGGGCGACGACUUCCUGUCCCUGCACGCUGAGUCGGACGGCGAGGGUGCCCUGCAGGUGGACUUGGGGGAGCCGGCGCCUGCGCCCCCUGCCGCCGACGCCCGCUGGGGCGGCCUGGACCUACGCCGCAAGAUCCUGACCCAGCGGCGGGAGCGCUACCGCCAGCGCUCGCCGUCCCCGGCCGCCGCCCCUGCGCCCGCGCCCGGCGCCGGCCCGCCCGCCCGCAAGAAGUCCCGGCGUGAGCGCAAGCGCAGUAGCGAGGCCAAGGAGGCCGCCCCGGGCCCCGGCGCCCCGCCGGCCCCCGCCUCGCCCUGGGACAGCAAGAAGCGCCGCUCCCGCGACCGCAAGCCCAGCUCUCACGCCGCCGCCUCCGCCCGCCGCCGCUCCCGCUCCCGCUCCCGCUCCGCCCGCCGCCGCUCGCGCAGCUCCGAUCGCCGGCGCGGGGGCCGCCGCUCGCGGUCCCGGGAGAAGCGGCGCCGGCGGCGGCGCUCAGCGUCUCCGCCACCGGCCACCUCGUCGUCGUCAUCCUCGCGCCGGGAGCGGCACCGGGGCAAGCACCGUGAUGGCGGCGGCAAGAAGAAGAAGAAGCGCUCGCGCUCCCGGGGCGAGAAGCGGGCGGCCGACGGGGGCGAGAAAGCGGCGGGAGGCGGCGGGCCGGCGGCGAGCUCGGCCGAGCGCGAGGGCCGCCGCCGCGGGGCCGUGCCGCCCUCCAUCCAGGACCUCACGGACCACGACCUCUUCGCCAUCAAGCGGACCAUCACGGUGGGCCGGCCGGACAAGCCCUCGCCGCGCGGGCCCUCGCCGGGCCCCGCCGCGUCGCCGCGGCGCGAGGUGCUGUACGACUCGGAGGGCCUGAGCGCCGACGAGCGGGGCAAGGGCGGCGACAAGGAGCGGCGCCGCGCCGGGCCCGCCGCCGCCGCGUCCUCGUCCUCCUCCUCGCGGGACAAGGGCUCGCGCCGCAAGGGCCCGGACGCGGCUGAGCGCGAGCGGGAGCGCGACCGCGACCGGCCGUCCAAGAAGGUGCGGCCCAAGGAGGCGGCGGCACCGCCCGCCGGGCCCCCGAAGUCUGCGGCCAGCAGCGGUUCGGGCUCAUCUUCAUCCUCGUCGUCCUGCUCGUCGCGGAAGGUGAAGCUACAGUCCAAGGUGGCCGUGCUGAUCCGCGAGGGCGUCAGCAGCACCACCCCGGCCAAAGACACCGCCGGCCCCGGCUCCAUCGCCGUCAAGUUCAGCCGCGACCGCGAGAGCCGCUCGCCCUUCCUCAAGGCCGACGAGCGGGCGCCCGCCGACGCCGCCAAGGCCGCCGCGGGCAGCGCCAAGCCCAAAAAGACCAAGGCCAAGGCCAAGGCCGGGGCCAAGAAAGCCAAGGGGACCAAGGCGAAGACCAAGCCGUCCAAAACGCGGAAGAAGGCCCGCAGCGGGGGCAGCGGCGCGGCCGGCGGCCCUGGAGCCCUGAAGAAGUCCAAGGCGGACAGCUGCAGCCAGCCCGCGGGCCCCAAGGGCGCCGAGGAGACGUCCUGGUCCGGGGAGGAGCGCGCGGCCAAGGCCCCCAGCACCCCGCCGCCCAAGGCCGCGCCCCCGCCGCCCGCGCUCACCCCGGACUCCCAGACUGUGGACAGCAGCUGUAAGACCCCCGAGGUCUCCUUCCUGCCCGAGGAAGCUGCGGAGGAGGCUGGGGGCCGGGGUGGGGAGGAGGAGGAGGAGGAAGAAGAAGAGGAGGAAGAGGAGGAGGAAGAGGAGCAGCAGCCCGCCACCACCACAGCCACCAGCACAGCCGCGGCUGCCCCCAGUACUGCCCCCAGCGCGGGGUCCACAGCCGGAGACUCGGGGGCGGAGGACGGGCCAGCCGCCCGCGUCUCCCAGCUGCCCACGCUGCCCCCACCCAUGCCCUGGAACCUGCCGGCUGGUGUGGACUGCACGACCAGCGGUGUCCUGGCCUUGACUGCACUUCUCUUCAAGAUGGAAGAAGCCAACCUGGCAAGUCGAGCAAAGGCCCAGGAGCUGAUCCAGGCCACCAACCAGAUCCUCAGCCACCGGAAGCCCCCCUCCAGUCUAGGGAUGACCCCAGCUCCUGUACCCACCUCUCUGGGUCUGCCCCCUGGGCCCUCCAGCUACUUGCUUCCUGGCAGCCUCCCCCUGGGGGGCUGCGGCUCCACCCCUCCCACUCCCACUGGGCUGGCAGCUGCGUCUGACAAGAGGGAAGGCAGUAGCAGCUCGGAGGGACGUGGGGACACAGACAAGUAUCUGAAGAAGCUGCACACCCAGGAGCGUGCAGUGGAGGAGGUGAAGCUGGCCAUCAAGCCGUACUACCAGAAGAAAGACAUCACCAAGGAGGAAUACAAGGACAUUCUGCGGAAGGCAGUGCACAAGAUCUGCCACAGCAAAAGUGGGGAGAUCAAUCCGGUGAAGGUGAGCAACCUGGUGCGGGCCUACGUCCAGCGUUACCGCUACUUCCGCAAACAUGGGCGCAAGCCGGGGGAUCCCCCAGGACCCCCCCGGCCAUCCAAGGAGCCAGGACCCCCUGACAAGGGUGGCCCAGGCCUGCCCCUGCCCCCUCUGUGAGCCCCCAUCCGUCCCUCCUGCCCCUUGCCUCUUUGAGAUUCUGGACAUAUUUAUGGCUCCACCUCCCCACUCCCCUCCCCCAUCAGUGGGAUGACUGGGGGAGGGUUGCUGCAGGGAAGAGGAGAGCCCCCUGCCCCACCCAGCCCCCUACCCACCUCCUCCGUGCCCACGCCGGCCCCAUUGCCCCUUCCUUGUUCGUGCCCAGUUCCCAGUUUCAUUAAAGAUUUCAUGAA